CCACCUUUGCAGCGGUGCGCCCUAAAGGGUCUGAGCUCAGAUGCCGGGGCAGCUUUUUUCCCCCCUUAAAGCUCUGCUGCAUGUUGUUUACACAGCAGGUGGAUAUGACGUCAGGGGGCAGCUCGCAGCAAAAAAUAACAACAUCCAAUUCCGCGAUUUGUAUUCUCUCUCUCUCUCUCUCUCUCCCUCUCUCUCUCUCCCACCCACCCCCCCCUUCCACCUCCACCCCCACCUCCCCAAGACUCAUUAAGUUCUGUAGAAUAGUCAAUAAUGAAUAGUGGGGUAACGCGCGGCGGCUGCAGAGAGAAGGGAUCCCAUCAAGUGUGAGUUCAAUCCGGCUGCUUAGUAUCACCAGGGAGAUUUGUGUGUCUGUGCUCCACAACAUAGUGCCCGAGCGGAGUAAUAUAUUGUUAUUUAUUGUGUGCUUGUUGCAUGCUUACUCGUACACAAUCGCAUGUGUGUUGUAGGGUCAAAUUAUCUUCUGGUCACUCAACAACCUAAAGCUGUAUCAACUGUGCCCCGACUGAGAACUUCCAGCUUGAAUCGUUUAGAAUGGUGACAUUAUCGACAGGGUUGGACCCCAAAUUUUGAUUUUUAUGGAAUUGAAAUUUGCCAGCUGUAGAGGGGAGAUAAGGGUAAGAAGACUGAUUACAAAAAGGGACAUACAGAAGAUUGCUUUAAAUAAGCAAAUCCUAUUCAAAAGAAGGUUUUUAAGUCAUGAUGCAAGAAUCUGGGACUGAGGCAGCAAGCAACAUUUCAGCCAGUCACAACGGAGCUAGCAGUGGUAACCACUAUCUAGACAGCAUCACAAGGGAGGGGAGAUCAAACGGAGAUAUAUCUUCCAUUGAAGUGACCGCUGCUGAAUUGGUUCAUCUCCAGCAACAGCAGGCUCUUCAGGUUGCACGGCAGCUUCUGCUACAGCAUCAAGUUAGUGGGUUGAAGUCUCCCAAGGGAAAUGACAAGCAACCAACCUUACAGGUUCCUGUAUCAGUGGCUAUGAUGACACCUCAAGUGAUAACUCCGCAGCAAAUGCAACAGAUAUUACAGCAACAAGUACUGACUCCUCAGCAACUCCAGGCCUUGCUUCAGCAGCAACAGGCUAUCAUGCUGCAGCAGCAACAACUUCAGGAGUUUUAUAAGAAACAGCAAGAACAGUUACAUCUACAGCUUCUGCAGCAACAGCAUGCAGGGAAACCUACUAAAGAGCAACAGCAACCACUGGCAUCCCACCACUUAGCCCUUCAGCAGCAGCUUCUACAGGUGCAGCAGCUACAGCAACAGCAUAUCAUGACAAUGCAGCGACAUGGCUUGCUUCCAUUACAGUCUGGACAGCCGGCUCUCUCUCUGCAGACGUUGGCACAAGGCAUGACUCCAACAGAACUGCAGCAGCUCUGGAAAGAAGUGACUGGAGCUCACAUGAUGGAAGAAAGUGUAACCAAAAAUGGCAGUCUCGACCUUUCCACGAGCUCAAUCUGUUCUCCUGUGGCACCACCUAAGACCUCACUACCAGCAACACUGAUGAACGGACAGUCUACGGGUCACACUCCAAAAAGGGAAUGCCUAUCCCAUGAAGACCAAGGGUGCAACCAUCCAUUAUUUGGCCACGGUGUGUGUAAAUGGCCAGGGUGCGAGACAGUCUGUGAUGAGUUUGGACUGUUUUUAAAACAUCUCAACAAUGAGCAUGCACUGGAUGACAGAAGCACAGCGCAGUGUCGAGUACAGAUGCAGGUUGUACAACAGCUGGAACUACAGCUUGCAAAAGACAAAGAACGCUUGCAAGCUAUGAUGAUACACCUCCAUGUGAAAUCAACAGAACCAAAACCAACUCCUCAGCCUAUUUAUCUGAUGCCUAAAUUCAAGGAGCUGUGCUCGGCCUUUCCAAAGAAUAAGCUGAACCUGGUAUCGAAUGUCACGUUGUCAAAGACUGCAUUGGAAGCUAAUCCACAGAGUUUACCUCACACUCCCACGACGCCAACUGCCCCUCUUACCCCCAUCACCCAGGGACACUCUGUCAUCACUCCCACCAACAUGCAUAGCAUGGGACCCAUCCGGAGGCGGUACCCAGACAAGUACAAUGUGCCAAUUUCCUCAGACAUGGCUCAGAAUCAGGAAUUCUACAAGAAUGCCGAAGUGAGACCUCCUUUUACAUAUGCAUCAUUAAUAAGGCAGGCAAUUCUUGAAUCUCCCGACAAACAGCUAACACUAAAUGAAAUAUAUAACUGGUUUACACGAAUGUUUGCCUACUUCAGACGCAAUGCAGCCACGUGGAAGAAUGCAGUGCGCCAUAAUCUUAGUCUUCACAAGUGUUUUGUUCGAGUAGAAAAUGUUAAAGGGGCAGUGUGGACAGUGGACGAAAUAGAAUUCCAAAAGAGAAGGCCACAAAAGAUCAGUGGCAAUCCCUCAAUUAUAAAAAAUAUACAGACCAGCCUUGCAUAUGGAUCACCACUUAAUGCUGCUUUACAGGUUUCAAUGGCUGAAAAUAACAUACCUCUAUACACUACUGCUUCCAUGGGAAAUGCCACUGUAGCCACAAUGGUGAGUGCGAUCCAUGAGGAGCUAAAUGGUGCAGUGGAGCAUUCAAAUAGCAACGAGAGUGACAGCAGUCCAGGACGUUCCCCACUGCAAACAAUGUAUCCUAUCCAUGUUAAGGAAGAGCCAAUAGACCCAGAGGAUAUGGAAGGCCCCUUGUCCUUAGUGACAACAGCAAACCAUAGUCCAGAGCUGGACAAUGACAGAGAAUUUGAAGAGGAUCCAGGGAAUGAAGACAUGGAAUGAGCAUGCUUGCCAUCAUUUCCUGAGAUGAAGAUUAAACGAAAAGAAAGCUUGUCAGACUUACCUGUGAAAUCUCUCCCUAAUGUGGCAGUUUGGAGGAAUUUUCAGCCCCUUUUUGACAAAGUAAUGAAAUGUUUUAAAUGACUUUUAGUGCCAUUAAGAAUCCCAUUGGGGAAUGUUUCUGAUUUUUUUCUACUUUUUGUUGGAAAAAAAGGAAUUUGUAUUCUACGUACAUUGGAUGGACUUGUUUGGUACUUGGGAUUUUCCUCUCCUGAAGUCAACAUCAGAGUUGAAAGUUACUGAGCUGUAUUGUCACCCUCACAAGACUGUACAGCCAACGUCGAACUGCAGUUCUGCCAAGUUGGACUCAUAGGUCUGAUCAAAACUGUUAAAAUUGUUCAAACUGCAGGUGGAACUCUUCCCCAGAACUUGCAUAUUCAAAAUGGAAGAGCGAGGCUAAAACAGAGUUGCACAGUCCUGGAAGUGGAUUGUUUUAAUAUCACUGCCUUCAAUCCACAUUUGUUUUCAUGGGGUAGGGGAGAAGGGAAAUAAUUUGUGAAAAAUAAUUUGCUGAAAUUUUAUUGUAUCACUGCUUCUGCUGCACACAAGCAGUUUUAUAAUUGUAGGCCACAGGCCUUUGGACAACCUCAUUAAGUUCUAUGUUCAGCAUUAGUGGUUGAAUGUUGAGGUUUUUUUUUAAGAAAACCAAUGGGCCAAAAUGCCUCGCAUCAGUUUGUUAGAGGUUCAGUAGCUUUUCUGUCAUCCACUCCCCUUUAACUUCACUGGGAUUAUUAUUUUAAAAAAAAUACACAGUUCAACCUCAGGCCAGUUUUCAUUGCGUGCACAGUUUCACAGUACUGCUCAUUUUGUCCGUCUUGGGUCGGCAAUCAGCGAGCACGACUUUUUAAGCGUCGACUGGCAGAGCCAACAUUCGAAACUCCAGAGAACGGUUUACUUUGAGGAAAGAUGCCACCAGUGAACAAGGGGACAGAAUGACAGAGAAGAAUCGCAUUUAGUGACUAUCCCUUAUCUCCAGCGUGUGCACCAGAAACCUAUUCCUGUUGUUCAGGUUCAGCAAGGAGAUAACCGGAGUUGAAAGCAAGUAGAACAUGAAAAUAUGUUGUCUGUAUAAAUGAUAAGUUACACUGCAGUUUAAGCUUUUUUCAGUUACGGUUUUCAUGUCCAGUGCUGUGUUAAGUAGCUCAAUAGAGAUUUUGUUAUUUCAGCAAAACUUAGAAAAGUCUGCAGUAGGUAUCAAAAUAGAAAACCUGUCACUAGAGCUUAUCUUGCAAGCUGAUUGUGAUGCUGAAGCAAACUUUACGUACAGACGGUAAUUCUGUUAAAUAUAGGUCAUUGAAUUCUUUUCCAAUACGCUUAACAUCUUUCCUGUCUCAAGACUGCGACUGGUCACUUUUCUGUCACUUUCCCCCCAACCCCACUCUCAUGUAUUUAUUUAGGACUAUAUAGGUUGUCAGUUGAAAAAAAAAAAGCUUUCCGAGCUUUUAUUUAUUUUUCCUGUUUUUUGUUAAAAAUCAGAUAAUUUUUCUGAGAUUACCAAAGAUGAUCUUAAAAGGUAAAUUAUGUUCUCUGUUUGACGCUUUAUCUGAUGAAGCCAAAUAUCCUCUUAUUGUUGAUCAAAAGAGGUACCAGAAUCUAGAGGGAAAUGGCUAAAAAUGGACUGAUGCACAGAUGCUAACCUGUGAUGUUAAAGUCUCCUUUUAACAAUGUCUGGAGCGGGCCAGGUGGAUGUUUCAACCAAAGGUAUUAUCUCUGAAAAUCCAGAUUUUUUGUUUUCCUAUACUGAAUUACGUUUUUGUUUUUGCUCACUCACUGUCGGGAAUUUUAAUUGUAGAAAUUGGUGACCAAAGCAGGGAAUUAUGGCACUAGGGCCACAAAACAAAGGGAGCAAGCAGUCCACGGGAGGAAGGUGAAUGUAGAACUUUUCUGUGCAGAUGAGAGUAGUGCGGAAGAUGCAAGAUUCCAAUGGGAAUACAGAGAGCAAAGGAAUAGCUUCCAAGAGAGAACUGGACCACAUUUAUAGUCUUUUUAGGUUAAAAAAAAAAUGUUCAUUGUGGAGGCUGUAUUUGAAAGAUGGUGUGUGACUUUUGUUUGGAGACCAAUCUACUUUUUGCCAAGUUUACUUAUUUUUGGUUUACUUUGGCACACUUCAGCAAAAAAAUAGAAAAAUGUUUGUUUUGUUUCCACGUUUGCCAUUUAAAAAAAAAACACUCCUGUGCACUCACUAGCUUGGUACAAGAGACAUUGCAGCAGUUAUUUUUCAGCAUAAUCCAAAAUUCUGUUAACUGGGCAGUCUGUGGUCUUUUGAUAUAUAUUUGUAACGGCAUCCCAGGCAGCUUCUUGAGGAUGUACAGGCAGUUGCUAAAUGGGAUCAUGAGAAAAAACCCCAUGCUUUCAAACUGAGUGGCCUGUUGGUUCGUUCCGUAUGAGGGAAAAGGAUGGUUAGAUUAGUACAUUCUCAGCAUGUGUAGCUAGACAUGACUAAAGUUAACAGCAUGAGAAACUGUUCGUACGCAUACCUCAGUUCAGACUUUUAGGGAAUGACAAAUAAAACAUUUCACUCAGUUGCACUUAGUUGUAUGUCUUGCAUGUUUAGUCUAAAGACUAGCAAAAGUAGAGCUUGCAUAUCUAGCAGGUGCCACAGCCUUUCAGCAGCAUCAACUCUGAACCUCAGGCUCUUUAUGUACAGGAUUUCAAUGACUGAACCUUGUCACCAUAUCCGUUUGGAUAUACAGUUGCUUCUAAAGGGUGGGGGGUUUGUUACAUUGUACAUAAAUAUCCCAAUGUGUUGGUGCAAGCCUUUGUCUUUUCUGUUUCUUUCUAAACACUGUUCUUUUAAACAAAAACAAAAAAAGUCUGUUCAAAUCACAUUUGCUUUUUGUGCAACUGCAUUGUAUUGACUAUAUUAAAAAAAAGAAAGCUUUGAAAUCGACUGUAUGUAUUGAAACUGCAAAAUGUUCUGCACAUGUAUUUUACUUAUUAACCCCUUGCUUUGAGAAUAACAGAAGACAUUUGCUGACAUUGGGAGGAAAUCCCUUACUUUUUUUUUGCUAUAACUGUAGUACAGUUGACAGAGUUUUAAGUUACCAUUGAACGAAGCAUUUUGUACAGUUUUGUGUUAGGCUGUUUUGAUACUUCUGGCUUACAAAGGUCCAGUCACUGCCCUCUGCAGCUGUCUUACAAGUUUGAAGGAUUUGAAGAAGACAGUUUAAAAAGUCAUUUCUCUUCCUGCUGUGGUGAAUACUUAGCAUGAUGAAUUCCAGGGCUAGUCGCAGUGAAGUCAUGAUUAAUAAAACUGGGGAGUCAUUUUUUUUUUUUUUUUUUUUUUUUUUUUUAAAAGAACUUUACAAGGUGCCAAGAUGUAAAGAUAAUUUGUUACGUGCUUUUUCUCUAAGAAAAGCACACAUUAUCAUGAUCGAAGUACCAUGAUUCAGGUAGCUUCAAUGUCAGGAAUGAGAGACGCAGCCUUUACACUGUCAAAAGCCAGUGAAUGGAAAAUCUGUUUCUUAAAGGGUUGUUUCGAAAAUGGUACAGAUUGAGGACAUUGUGUUAUCAUGGUGCUUUGAAUGUUGUUGCUGCCAGUUAAGAGAUUAUUGUAGAGGCAUACAGGAACUCAUUCCUUACAUCAGUGUAAUCCAUCAUUCCAUGUCUGUUGAUGCAGACAAUAAAAAAUUUCAUGUGUGUAGUCAGUACUAAUUACUGACAUUAGCAUUCUUAAAUGCAAUAAAAAUGCUGGUUGUUCA
Amblyraja radiata (thorny skate) is the source of this 6533-nucleotide messenger RNA. RefSeq names its product forkhead box P1b (gene foxp1b). The coding region runs from base 718 to 2775 and encodes 685 amino acids. Lineage: Eukaryota; Metazoa; Chordata; Chondrichthyes; Rajiformes; Rajidae. The record is from RefSeq and is a predicted model, not a curated record. Gene Ontology annotation, biological process: regulation of transcription by RNA polymerase II. Gene Ontology annotation, cellular component: nucleus. Gene Ontology annotation, molecular function: RNA polymerase II cis-regulatory region sequence-specific DNA binding; DNA-binding transcription repressor activity, RNA polymerase II-specific. The transcript is spliced from 20 exons.